This is a messenger RNA of Wickerhamiella sorbophila, 1854 nucleotides long. RefSeq names its product Fork-head transcriptional regulator 2. Lineage: Eukaryota; Fungi; Ascomycota; Dipodascomycetes; Dipodascales; Trichomonascaceae. The transcript has a single exon. The coding region runs from base 1 to 1854 and encodes 617 amino acids. Gene Ontology annotation, biological process: regulation of transcription by RNA polymerase II. Gene Ontology annotation, molecular function: protein binding; DNA-binding transcription factor activity, RNA polymerase II-specific; RNA polymerase II cis-regulatory region sequence-specific DNA binding. The record is from RefSeq and is a predicted model, not a curated record.
AUGGCAGCUAUCAAACGAGAGUUUGGAGGAGAUGAGGAUAAUAUAGCAAAAAAGUCACGUCGCGAAAGCUCCGAAAGCGUUGCCAGCCAUGAGAGCGUUGCUGCGCUGGUCGCGGCGGCCACAGACGCUAUUCACAGUGAUAGCUUGGCCAACAGUGAGGAAUUUGAUAUCGACCGGGUUAUCUGUAGCCUGUCCUUACCAGAUCCUGAAAUUCAGGUGAUCAAAGACUUCUCAAACGCUAAUAACAUUGAUGUGAAGGUUCAAGCCUAUGCAAAACUUGCUGGACAAUCAUGGACAUACUACGUUCAACGGCUUGAAGUCAUUAUCGGACGUAAAUCUUCUGACGGCUAUGAAUACGUGGAUAUUGACCUGGGUCCCUCACGUAUCGUUUCAAGAAGACAUGCUAUUAUUCGUUACAACCUAGAGACUCGCCAAUGGCAGAUCACAGUGCUUGGUCGCAACGGUAUUCGGAUCGACCGUGCAUCAUACAAAAAUGGGACAGUUACUCUACGCUCUGGCAACAUUUUGGAUUUCGGAGGCACUCAAAUGAUGUUUGUUUUGCCCGACUCUGCGCCACAAGUCGCUCGCUCAAUGCUUCCAUCUUUCCAGUCCAUGCCGGCCGGAACCUAUGCGGUCGCAACUGGUGAUAACAGUAGCAGCGGGGCUAGCAGUAAGCAUCCUAGUCCGGAGCUGGACGACGGAGGCAAAUCAAAAGCCAGACGGCCAUCGUCGGGUCAGCACAGUAGUGGCGGUGAAUCAAAACCAUAUCCCCGUGGCCUAGCCAUAGUUUCUCGCCCUCAAUUCCAAGAACACUCCCAAUACAUUGAACAAGACCUCAGUUCUGACGACUGCAAAGACAUUAAACCUCCGUUCAGUUAUGCCACAAUGAUCUCCCAGGCUAUUUUGUCUACUCCUGAUCAUAUGAUGUCUUUGGCUGACAUCUAUUCGUGGAUUUCUACGCGCUAUGCAUUUUAUCGUCAUUCUAAACCCGGCUGGCAGAACUCUAUUCGUCACAAUCUCAGCCUUAACAAGGCGUUCGAGAAAGUGCCUCGACGUCAAAACGAGCCUGGUAAAGGAUCGAAAUGGCAGAUCACUGCAAAAUACAAAGAAGACUUUAUCAAGAAGGCCAGUGCUGGUAAGCAUUAUAAAGGACGAGCACUGGCGUCUCCAUCGCAAAUGAGAAAACAAGUCAAUUAUCAGUCGACAAUGACUCUGUCUAAAGUGGUGGCCCCGCACCCACAGCCAGACCUUGCGGUUGGUGAUACCAAAUCCCCCCAUAUACAACAGGCUGUGCCACCUCUUGCGGAAUUAGUUCCCGCACCAGCCGAGACUGCUACAACUCCCAAGCAUACUCUUAGGAGUCGGCCCAUUUCAGGUAAUGGAUCUGCUGCUUCUGUUCCACCGGUUGUUCCUCCUCUCACAUCGGCAAGCACAGGCUAUUCUGAAGAUCUUCAAGCAGGCUACAUGGGAGAAUACUACGAAGGUGGUAUAUAUUCCGGCGGUAUUCCUCUUCGGCAACUUGAGGCCUACACACCUGAGCGAGGCAGCUCGUUCACAUCGAGAGGAAGGCAGGAAGGCGCAGUCAGUACACCUCAACGUGGCCAAGCCGAACUUCAAUUAGCUCCACCCAGCGCUACCCAUAAUCUCCCGUCACACAUGAUACCGGGGAGCUCGCCCGCACCUUUCUGGAAAUAUAUGCAUCUAUCUUCGACGCCAAUGCGACCGCAGACUGCUGGCACAGAAUCAAGCCCACCCGAUCAGCUACGAGCAGAAGACCUGGGAGAUUUGCCUGGAGUUGAUCUGACCAAAGGGUUCCAGCAAGUGGGCAAGUGGGAAGGAACAGAAAAGGCAUAA